Messenger RNA from Xenopus tropicalis (tropical clawed frog), 4305 nucleotides. RefSeq names its product matrix metallopeptidase 11 (gene mmp11). Lineage: Eukaryota; Metazoa; Chordata; Amphibia; Anura; Pipidae. Gene Ontology annotation, molecular function: zinc ion binding; metallopeptidase activity; metalloendopeptidase activity. The coding region runs from base 383 to 1819 and encodes 478 amino acids. The record is from RefSeq and is a predicted model, not a curated record. Gene Ontology annotation, biological process: proteolysis; extracellular matrix organization. The transcript has 8 exons. Gene Ontology annotation, cellular component: extracellular matrix.
GUUUUGUACUUUUUACUGCCCCCUCCCAGCUGUACCCCUCUCCUCACUCAACCCCUUUCCCCUUCCCAUACUAGCAACACGUGAUGCGGCGGCGGCUGCUGAGAUGUGUGUCACUUCAGGCCAUAAAUGUGAAGAGAAAGAGGGAGAGAGAGAACAAAAGGCAGAGAGGAGUAUAAAUCCACAGCUGGAAUCUCAUGCACACUGACAAGCACCGGACAGCUCCUCCGCGCACACAGCCGCAAGCAGGGACCGAGCCGGAGGCACAGACAAAGGCACCACAGCAGCCUAGCGGGGAAAAGACUGGGGUAGAGGAGCCACAAAUAGCCGGCACCUGGGGCACACACAGAGGCACCGUGUCACACUCACCUUGCAGUCUGUGAGAAUGCAUCUCCUCACCCUUCUACCUGCCCUGUGUGUGCUGGCGGCACACUCAGCCCCUCUGUCACUCAUGUACCCCCAGCUCAGAACCCAGGAAAGGCCUCAUAAAGAUCAUGGUUUGUUGCAGACACACUCAUUAUUACAUUACCCUCAUACAAACGGUCUGCUCAAUGCUCGCAGUUCAAGGAACCCCCCUCGUUGUGGGGUACCAGAUAUCCCUGUCCCUCUAGAUUCCUCCAGCGGGCGAAAUCGUCAGAAACGUUUUGUCCUGUCAGGAGGACGCUGGGACAAGACAAACCUGACGUACAAGAUCAUCCGUUUCCCUUGGCAGCUAAGUAAGGUGAAAGUGAGACGUACUAUUGCAGAAGCCCUAAUGGUAUGGAGUGAGGUCACCCCUUUGACUUUCACUGAGGUGCAUGAAGGACGUUCUGAUAUCAUAAUUGACUUCACACGGUACUGGCAUGGAGAUAACCUCCCAUUUGAUGGUCCAGGAGGUAUCUUGGCACAUGCUUUCUUCCCAAAAACCCAUCGGGAGGGGGAUGUACAUUUCGAUUACGAUGAAGCUUGGACCAUUGGAAACAAUAUAGGUACAGACCUACUUCAAGUAGCUGCUCAUGAGUUUGGUCAUAUGCUUGGCCUGCAGCACUCUUCUGUCUCCAAAUCGCUCAUGUCACCAUUCUACACAUUCCGUUACCCACUAAGCCUUAGUGCAGAUGACAAGCAUGGCAUACAGUUUCUGUAUGGGGCUCCGCAUCCUCCGACCCCUUCCCCAACUCCUAGGGUGGAGGUCAACCAGGUGGAAAAUGAGAGUAAUGAGAUUCCUGCUGCAGAGCCUGAUGCAUGCUACACUAAUUUUGAUGCAGUGUCUACAAUUCGUGGAGAGUUAUUCUUCUUCAAGUCUGGUUAUGUGUGGCGCCUUCGUGGUGGGAAACUGCAGAAUGGCUACCCAGCCCUGGCAUCACGCCACUGGCGAGGCAUCCCUGACACUGUUGAUGCAGCAUUUGAAGAUUCUGUGGGAAACAUCUGGUUCUUCUAUGGCUCACAGUUUUGGGUUUUUGACGGAAAGCUGCAGGCCUCUGGGCCCUUUCCCAUUACUGACAUUGGUAUAUCAGUGCCCCAGAUUCAGGCCGCCUUUGUGUGGGGCACUGAGAAGAACAAGAAAACCUAUCUGUUUAGGGGUGGAGAGUACUGGCGAUUCAACCCAGAAACUAGACGAGUGGAAAGCUGGCACUCACGCAACAUUGGAGACUGGAGAGGGAUACCAAAAGGCAUUGACGCUGCCUUCCAGGAUGAACAAGGUUAUGCCUAUUUUGUAAAAGGCCGACAGUACUGGAAGUUUGACCCAUUUAAAGUUCGUGUCAUGGAGGGGUAUCCUCACCUGAUCAGUCGGGAUUUCUUCAACUGCCAUGCAAGCUCUAUAUCUGUAAACUCCUUAAGAUGAGCUGGCUCUCUUACCAAGGAUUGCAGGGAGUACUCUGUAAUACAGACUGGCCAGGCAGGACCACAGGGGCCAUUUAACUCUUACUGCUUUACAAUUCAGAAUGCAAUGGGAUCGGUAGAACUGCAGUCUGGUCUCAUAGACAGCAUUUGGAAUGUAAACCCUGAAAUAUCCAGCUACUUUGGAUAGGAGAUCCAAACAAAAUGAAAAUGGUUUUUUUUUUAACAUACAGUAUAUUGGAAAAGAACCUAUCUGCUUUGAACUUCUCCAGGCAUGUUACCUAGGAUGGAAAUCAGCUACCCUAAACAAUUUACAGAGUUCCAAGACUCCAGACACUGGGAUCUUCACACUUUCUGUGUUCCACAAACCAUUUGACUGAAGGAUUGAAGUUAGUCAUGCAGUUUGCUAUAAUACCAAAUGCAAUGUACUCACAAUACCUCUGUCAGUGCUGGACACUGAUCCUAAUACGAAACUCUUCAAGUGUGGAAGUUUUUUUUUUUGCAUUUUAAGAUUUUGUUCUCGUUAUUUUUUUUUAUUUACAAAUGAAAAUUACUGCUGUUUGUUUAUAAUUAGUGCAAGACUUUGGAUUGUAACCAAAUUUCUUCAAAAUAAUAAGCCAAAUAAUUAGAAAGAAGAAAAGGUGAAAUAAGAAAAGGAAUAUAGUUUUCGUAAAACUGCAACGUAAAAUCUAGUGCCCAAUGUGGUAGCAAAGAAAUAUUCUUAAUAGUAUUUUGUAUGGGGUAAAGAAUAGAAAUGAGCUUGUGUUUAACCUGCAGACUUAAGAGUAGGUUGGACUGUAAAAUUACUACUGGAGCACAAGGCUAGGGUCACACAGCUGCAUGACACAAAAAACAAGCCACAUUCACAGCAAUAUGGAGGGAGGUGGGCAGGCCAAUAUUAGGAAAGUCAAACCAAUAGGCUGCAUUAAUUGAAAAGUGCAGAUGUCUGCCCAGGGGGCCCAGACAGACAAUAAACUAAUAACUGGGGCCUUGCUAUCUAAGUAGGACAGGAUAGAGCAUCAGCAUUCCUCAUGACAGUACUGUCUACAUAUAGUACUUACUGGGUGAGAUGGGCUUAAAGUAGAAGGAAAGUCAUUUUGGCAUUUUACUGCCAAUAGAUAUGCCACAUUAGUGCCACCUAGAACAAUAUAUUUAUUCUGCAGAAAGCAUUACCAUACCUGAGUAACAGCCCUAGAAGCUUUCUCUGUUUGCUUAAGAUAGCAGUUGCCAUUUUAAAUAGCUUCCUGCUUGCCGUUAUAGCUCAGAUUACACAUUCCUAAGGGAGGGUGUUCUUAGCAUUCUUAUGGGAGGGGAGAGCAGGAGAGGGGAGAGAAUUGCACAGACUCUGGUCACUGGAAUAAAGGAUUUUUCUGAGAGAGGAAGUCAGACACCUGAACAACAUGUUUACAAAAAAGGAGAAAAGAAAUCCUGUGUUUCUUUUGUGCAGCGUUUCUGUGAGUGCUUAUGGCUGUAUUUACAUAGACCUUUCUGAUAAAGUUUACCUAGUUUUUACUUUUCCUUCUCCUUUAAAUGAGUACUAGUAUCAUAGGGUGCAAAAACUCCUUACAGCAUGAAUGAAGAAGUAUCUCAGCUGACAAAAACUGGUGCGGUUGCUCUUACAAUUAUAUAUUCCCUGCUAUGUGGGACCUGAAUCCCUCAAUGGAAAAGGAAGCAUUAUUGUGUGAUUGUGGUAUUCAACUGGCUCACAACAGUAGAUUUCAAGCCUUUUCAAUUCAAAGAUAUUUUUGUCACCUGCAGAAAGCGUAAUGUCCUGCGGGCAACAGAACACCCUGUGUGACAUUGUACUUGGGCCAUGAAAUUGAUGAAAUUUGUACCUGACCCUUCACAGGUAAGAACCCAAAAGUUAACUGUGUUUAUAAAAUGAUAUCAAAGAUACAGUACAUUGAAAGAAUACAAUUGCAAUUGAGCUACUUUCACAAAUAAAAUCACACAAUAAUCAAUAAUUAUGGCUGCAUAGCUUUUUUUACUUUUUCUAAUAAAAUAAUUUUGUAAGCAAAAUGUUAGCUCAGCUCUACUUAAGAAUUCAUUUAGUUGUUGUUAGCAAACAAAAUCGGCAACUGGGGAAUUUAAGAGAUCUGCUUAUCACACCUGUAACAGAGAUGCCAACCGGAUCUGAAGUUAUCUGAGGGCAUCUUGGCCACACCCUGGCCCCACCACCCUCCCUGCCCCCUGCUUCAGACAAUAUGAGAGGACAUUGGGUGACGAUUUUAUGCAUUUCAGUAGAGCAGGUAAGUUAGGUAUCAGGAGCGAAUUACAGACUGCACGUGACAGGGUGAGAGGGACUUAAAUCGGAGGCUUCCAACAAAUGCAAGGGAAUUGACAUGUCUGCUGUUAUAAUCAAACAGAAACUGCGCAGGGAAAUUCACUUAAGAGCAAUUUGCCAACAGCAUCUUCUAACAAUGUUCCUUGUAAACCAAUUGAGCAAAAUAAGUUGAUCCAGCAGGCAGCAAUAAAAGAUUUCAAAAAUGA